UACACACGCUGGCAGGGGAGCGGUCUGCUUUGUGGCUAGCCAAAUACCCCCCUCCCAUCCCUGACUGGGUGAAAACGAAGAAAGGUUAAACAUGUAAUCGAUAUUGUAAUUGAACCAGACCUGUGCAAACACCACUAAAUCAUUUUUAUUUCAAUCAAACCUGUGAAUUUGUGUGAAGAAGCAAAUCUUGUUGAUGUGCAAAGCCAUGCGUGUAAUUUAGAAUGCUCAGUUACUUGUUUAGCAGAUGGUUUGAUGUUAUUUGGACAGUUUUGAACAGUCCUAUUUGAAAUAUGAUUCUGUAGCGCAAAUUAUAUCUAAAUACAUGUAUAAACCAACCAGCAGAUUUCCAUUAAAGGCAAGACUGUUCAAAGAAUUGUUAAUAUUCUUGGUAAAUUAAUCAUAGCCUUGCAACAUACUUGAGUGUUCGCAAGAUAAUUUAGAAGGAUUCUGUGUUUUUUUUUUUUUUCCACAGCAUAAAACUGACUAAAUAACCUGAAAUUUCUAUAGCUGGCUAUGUAAUACAACAUUACUGAAUUACUUCUCUUUUUUUCUCUCUCCAUGUCUCUCUGUUCAGUUCACUUCUGUGCAUAUAAGGAGAAGUUUAUUAGCCUGUACUGCCGCCUGUCCUCUGUGCUUGACCUGGACGCCUUGAUAACCCAGCAGGCUUUGAGAGAGGCCAUUACAGAUACUGAAUUGUCCAUUGCUAAACAAAGACACCAACAUAUACUUGACUAUAUUCAGCAAAUGGAUGAGAUGUGGCGAGAUAUCCGGUGGAUCACUGAUGCCCUGCAGUAUGCCCGUUAUAAACAGCCUCUGGGCGGUGUGCCCAUCACGUGGCUGGUGGAUGCCAGUUCAGAACCCGUAGCACAGAAGUACGACUCCAUCUCCUCAAACGCAGACUACCUGCCUACUCCCUCUCCCUCACCUGAGUUAAGAAGAAAGGCUACAGAUGACUCCCAGGCGGUCUCAGACGAAGAAGGCUGCUCUGAGGUCUUUCUCCCAACAGACAGCGACUAUGACUCCAGCGACGCUCUGAGCCCACGAGAUCUAGACCUGGUUUAUUCUUCAGCCCAGGAUCUAUCCCAUCAGGCUGUGCACACACUAAGCGGCAGCGCCCCUGACGUCCUGCAGAUGCACGACCUCAAACCCAGUGCCCGCUCUAAGUUGAUGCUGGAGACUGAAUCCUUCACUAAAGACCUGGAGGAACUGUCCCUGUCCUCUUACUCCAGCAAAUCAUCAGAAAAGAUGUCCCGCUACAAGCGCAAGCUGCUGUCUAGGAGCCAGCCCCAGAGGAGCUGCUUCAGCGGAACACAUCGCUGGCUGAGGGUCCAGAGUGAGAACCAGACUCCUUCACUUUCAGAGGGGGUUUACACUCGGCAGAGCGAGCUGGACCUGCCUCUAGAGCUACCUGUUUCUUUCCCACACUCCUCCUACAGCAUGGACGAGUGGAAGGGCAAUAACAGGGAGAACAAGCCCACUGUGCGCAGGAUCUUUGUGGAGUCGUGCAGUGAGACAUCCCCGAGCAGAGACGGUGCCAGAUGGCCAGAUGCGGUGGAUGAGACACAUGGAGGAGCUGCAGCAGGAGAGACGACAGCUCAGGAAGUGGACUCAGAUGACCAAACCAAUGAGCUGGUUUCUGAAAUACUCAGCAGCACUCUUUAG
This is a messenger RNA of Ictalurus furcatus (blue catfish), 1662 nucleotides long. RefSeq lists its product as uncharacterized. Gene Ontology annotation, biological process: establishment of mitotic spindle orientation; regulation of establishment of bipolar cell polarity. The record is from RefSeq and is a predicted model, not a curated record. Gene Ontology annotation, cellular component: spindle. NCBI's taxonomy places the organism in Eukaryota, Metazoa, Chordata, Actinopteri, Siluriformes, Ictaluridae. The transcript is spliced from 3 exons. Bases 559 to 1662 code for a protein of 367 amino acids.